AUGGCGCAAGCCGGCCUCCUCAAUUCAUUCCUCGCAGCUGUGCAGGCAAGCUUAUCAGUCCUGCUCGUCAUAUUCUACGGAGCUCUCUCAGCGCGCCUAUCGCUCCUAAACAGCGCCAACGCGAAAUCCAUCUCCAAAAUAUGCGUCAAGUUGUUCCUCCCGGCCCUGCUGCUCACGCAAAUCGGCUCGGAGCUGCACUCAGGGUCUGCGUAUCGAUAUGUAGUGAUUCUCGUCUGGGCGCUGCUGGCGCAUCUCGUAUCGUUUCUGAUUGGAGUUGGUGCGCAUUUGCUCUUGGGCAUGCCGGAUUGGAUCACGGCUGCUAUUAUGUUCAAUAAUACGACGAGUUACCCGCUGCUGCUUAUUCAGAGUCUGGAUGAGACGGGCAUUCUGGGGAGUCUGAUUAUUACGGAUGAGUCGACUAGGGAUGCGAUUGAAAGGGCCAAAUCGUACUUUUUGGUCUUUGCUACUGUGUCGAGUUGCUUGACGUUUGCGGUGGGGCCGAGACUUAUUGAUUCAGAGCAUGCUCCUGCUAAACCGAAUGAUAAAUCAGGCGAGGAUGAAAGCGAUAAUGAGGAUGAAGAGAACGGGAAUGUGAUUGGAAAUGGGAAUGGAAAUGGCGAAGGAUGGGAUGAUAGUAAUGAUGAUGAGGAUCUCUCGCCUACUGAUCAGAGCCACCUUCUUCCUCGGAAUCUCCCAAGGCUAUCUGUGGUGUCUAAAUCCUUCUUCCCGUCCAAACCCCGCGAGCCCUCCAACACACCCACCACCCCCGACCACCGCCCCUCAUUCAUCACCAAGAAACGCUGGCGGAAAGCCAGCGACCGCGCUCGCUGGUGGGUCCUCUUCCUCUACGACUUUCUGAACAUGCCUCUCCUCGGCGCCGUGCUCGGCGCCAUCAUCGGUCUCAUCCCCGCUCUCCACCGAGCAUUCUUUAAUGACACGCAAGACGGCGGCAUCUUCACAGCAUGGCUCACCGCGUCCCUGAACAACAUCGGCGGGCUCUUCGUCGCGUUACCCGUCCUGGUAGCAGGCGUAUCGCUCUACACGGCCAUGAAAAAGUCCCAAGCUCAAAGCGCGGAAGAAUUAUCAGCGAGCGCUACGCCAUGGCUGACUACCGUUUUCGUACUUGUGGUCCGGUUUGUGGUGUGGCCUGUGAUUUCAAUUGCUGUUGUGUACGGAUUGGCGAACAAGACGGAUGUGCUGGGCACGGAUCCGAUGUUGUGGUUUGCGAUGAUGCUGAUGCCGACUGGACCGCCGGCUAUGAAGCUUAUUACGAUGGUGGAGGUUAGUGAUUGUGACGCCGCGGAUGAGGAUAAGAUUGCGAAGUUGUUGACUGAAGUUGCAUAUCGCAUUGCUGCGGCUAAAGUGUGCAAGAGCUGCGCCACAACGCCCCGGACUCCUCUGAACCCCUCCUCCCCGCCAACUCAGCACUUCGAACUAUGCCCUCCACCUGCUCCAGAAUUCAUGGCAAGUAAUGUGCCAUCGCCGGGCAGUAAUGCCAACGGCUUUGGCAGUCAAGAAGAUCUAUUUGGCCACGGCAACGGGCAUGGAGGAUGGGAUCCGAAUGUUCCCCCACCUCCCGAACUUUCGGCCCUCGAAGACAUCUACAUCGAUGGCCUCUUCGACUUUGAGGCCAUAAAUAACCAUGACGUACUUUUUGAUCAGCAAGAAAGUCAGGAAGCUCGGGAGAUUGACAGCGUGGCCGUGAAAGAAGUGGCAGAUAUACAACAGGACGAUCCGCUACAAAACCUAGCCUCGUGGGACCAAGCUGCGGCGACUGCGGAUGAAGAAUUACGGCCACUGCUCGGUAUCCCUAAAGCUGGUAUAACUACAUACCCUCUCGUGGAAACGGAAGAACGACCGAGAAAGCGCACGCGAUUCACGGGGGUGGAGGAUGAAAUACACGAAAGACGAGAUGAGGAUUUCUAG
Lachnellula hyalina is the source of this 1926-nucleotide messenger RNA. It is a transcript of the gene SPAC5D6.04, whose product is annotated as putative transporter. Bases 1 to 1926 code for a protein of 641 amino acids. Gene Ontology annotation, biological process: transmembrane transport. Gene Ontology annotation, cellular component: endoplasmic reticulum; membrane. NCBI's taxonomy places the organism in Eukaryota, Fungi, Ascomycota, Leotiomycetes, Helotiales, Lachnaceae. The record is from RefSeq and is a predicted model, not a curated record. The transcript is spliced from 3 exons.